CCAGUCAUUCAGAGGUAUAGCUAGCAUAGAUCGAGAUCGUUACAUCCUGUGGAGCCCAUGGAGGGCACAAGAGGGGCAGGGGUCUAGAAGGGCGGAUCUUCUCUCACCAGCUGGCUUAGCUGCGUCACUUGCCUGCGGAUGAGACCUGCGUGAUAUUGUCAGCUGUGAGAGAUGUGGACUCAUGUUUUCCUUGACCUUUCUUCACCUUGAGGGAGAGCGGAAUGGAUCCUGGUUGUUAACUCCCCACCUCCUCAGCCUUGGGACAGUGAGAAAAGUUCGGCAUUGCUUAUGGUGGGAGUGAGAGAACUGGGGCCGGUUUGCAGCAGGCUUACUUAUUAAACCAUCGUAUCAAAGGCGAGCCGCAGUCUGACAAGAAAUGUAACCUGAGGAGAAAGGACACUAGUGCGUUUGAGCACACCGAGGGAUUCUUGCAUGACCUGUCACUCUUUCAGUGCUGUAGUCUGAGCAGGUCUUACUGGUUUUUACUGAAGUGGUGGGAGCUGAAUGGGGUGUGGGCUCAUUUCUAUUCGUCCACAGACAUCUCCGCAAUUUUCUUUUCUCUUUUUUAAUUCCCUCCUGGAUAUAACUUGGAGAAGUAGUGUCCAUCAAGUUUGCUGCCACCUGGGAUCAACCCACCUGAAUCAAUUUUGGAGGAUACCCUUGCUGCAACCCUCUGGACGUGCUCCUUGGAGGAGAAGAAGCUAAAGCAAUUUGGCAUCAUUGCUGUAGUUUGAGGAAACACGUUUCUUUUGACUUUGGAGAGGGCUACCGGGAGGAUCUGUGUGAUGUCCUAAUCUCCCCCCAUUUGCCCUGCUGAGCAUGGGGUAAUGGUGUUUGACCAUGGUGGUCACUCAGUUACAAUUGGAACUGUGCUUCCAUGGCAAGAAGCUGAGAGGUUUCACCUGCAAGUUGACCAGGUCAGCCAGUGGAUUUCUCCCAGAGACUUCGUUCUCCAUUGCCUCCCAGAUUUUCAUGCCAUUCCUUCUGGCUGGUUUGGGCAUGGUGGCUGCUGGCCUCUUGAUGGAUGUUGUUCAACACUGGGAUGUGUUUCGGACAAUUACAGAAGUUUUUAUCCUGGUUCCUGCCUUGGUUGGCCUGAAGGGUAAUCUUGAGAUGACGCUGGCAUCCAGGCUCUCUACUGCUGCUAACACCGGACAGAUGGAUGAUGCCCAGAAGCAAUGGAAAAUGGCCACCUGCAAUUUAGCCCUUAUCCAGGUCCAGGCCACUGUGGUGGGUCUUCUGGCUGCCGUUGCUGCUGUGAUCCUGGGAGCCAUCUCCAAGGGCUCCGUGGAGCUGAGCCAGGCUGCUGUGCUGUGUGCCAGCAGUGUCACCACAGCCUUCAUAGCUGCACUUUCUCUUGGUCUGGUGAUGAUUGGCGUGAUCAUUGGAGCAAGGAAAGUUGGGAUCAAUCCAGACAAUGUCGCCACACCCAUAGCGGCAAGCCUUGGAGACUUGAUAACCCUUUCGCUGCUGGCGGGAAUCAGCAGUACACUCUUCAAAUACAUAGAUAUAAAAUACCUUUCUCCUCUGAUCUGUGCCGUCUUCAUUGUCAUGAUUCCUCUCUGGGUUGCUAUCGCCAAACAAAGUCCUUCCCUUGCCGAAGUCCUGAAAUCUGGAUGGCAGCCGGUCAUUGUUGCAAUGAGCAUCAGCAGCAUCGGAGGGCUCAUCUUGGACAAAACCGUUACUGACCCAAACUUUGAAGGCAUGGCAGUUUUCACACCUGUGAUUAAUGGUGUUGGAGGGAAUCUGGUCGCUAUCCAGGCCAGCCGUAUUUCCACGUUCCUGCACUUCUGGAGCAUGCCUGGAGUUUUGCCAUACAAGAUGAGGCAGAAUUGGCCCAACCCAUGCACCACAUUCUUCUCAUCAGAGGUGAAUUCCAAGUCAGCCCGAGUCCUGUUCCUCCUGGUUAUCCCAGGGCACCUCGUGUUCCUCUACACCAUCCAUCUGCUGCAGGGAGGCCACACAUCUCUGUCGUUCACCUUUGUGAUGUUCUAUCUGACUGCUGCUUUGCUGCAGGUGGGGAUCCUGCUCUACGUGGCUGACCUAAUUGUGCGCCUGAUGUGGAGGAAGGCACUGGAUCCAGAUAAUUUCUCCAUCCCCUACCUCACUGCCUUGGGAGAUCUCCUGGGCACCGGGUUCCUUGCCAUCUGUUUCCGCCUAGUUUGGUUUGUCCAUGGUGCAGACAUGAACCUGGGGAACUGAGAGACCAUAAGCUGCUCCACAUCACUUGUGCGACACGGUGCUUUCCUCUGGGACAACAGGGUACUUGGCAAUGAGCUCUGGGUCACCUGGCUGGAUUGGGACUCCCCUGCCGCCCCCAUCAACUCAUCCCUCCUCCCCGUUGUGCCUUACAGCUGGGCUUGCCCACCCCGACGAAUCAGCACCCACAAACUUGUGCCCUUGCAAGCGAGCAAGCUGGUUUUAAGCAGUACCCACUGCUCACAGCUGCGCCCAGCAAACAAGGUAUUAGGGAGCAUUUGGGCCAUUUGUAAUGAAUGAGGAUUUUGAUCUGUUUAAGCCCCUAGCACCAAGACAGCCUGAGACGCUGCUCCAAAGCCUGAUGAAGUCACUGCAUCCAAUCCCGCAAGUGGAUGUUGCAACCUCUCCAUUUCCCAUCAAGGGCAAUUCUUUAUUCGCCCCACUUUUCUCUCCCGUCAUGUCCUCGGAGGAGGAGAGCGACUAGGUCUUUCAACUUGUCUCCUUUUCAUCUCUCAGAUGCUCAGGAUCUGAUGCAGUGAGCUCAUCGCUGGCUUGCGCCAACUGGAAGGUUAUCUAGGGAUACCACCUACCUGCCCUGGCAACGUCAUUGUUGUCUGACCGACAAGCUGGAUUGAUUGCAUUUUGGGGGUAGGAGGGUUUGUUUUUACGGUUUAUGAAACGUCCAGUAGUUAAAAUGUUUAUAGAAACACACACACAAAUAAAGUGGUUAAAAAAAAGGUAAUGCUGUGGGUUUGGGGCUUGUUUCUUCUUGCCAUGGCUCUACCUGUUUCUAGUUCAAACUUGUCAGGUAGAACUUCUUGCUUGCUUCUUUCUCAUCCUUUAAGGGCUGGACAACAUAAUUUUAAUAGAGUUUCAGGAAAAUCCAAGCCAAGAGCAGCCUUUUGCAACCCACAUGCUUCAUGUUAGAAUUAAAGCCAUUCCCUCUCCCACAGCUGCCAUCCACUCACUAACAGUUGCUUAAUGAUGAGUCCAGAAUCUGUGUACGCACAUAAAGACCAUGUUGGGCUGGGUAAGGAUUCGGCAAAUGACUCCUUAGGUCCUUGCAAUCAGGGUGGCUAUCUCAUCCUACCAGGAACAUGUCAGGGAGGCUUGUGGGGCUGAAAGCAGCAAAUUCUCAGUGAAAUCGAAGAAGCAGUAGGAUCUGCCAGAUAAUAAGGUGCCCAAGAGUCAGGAGUUGAGGAUGUGGAUUAAACUUCUGAAAAAUGCCACUGGGCCUUGACUUUAAUAAUUAUCUGCAUUUGUAUGUGUUGGAGGAGGGAAAGGGAGAGGUCAGGUCCCCAGACUGCUGGCAGACAGAUGCCUGGUAAACACUUAUAUUGGAGAUGUGUUGGGUGCCUACUGGCCUUGGGUGUUUCUUUGCUCCUGGUGCUGUUCCAGUCUACCAGAACGGCUGCAAAGCUAAGGUCCCUGCAUGAAAUCAACACGAGGCUGAAGGUUCCUAAUACCAAAAGCUCUGAGCUGACACUCAUGAAGAAAAGCACUCCCAGAAAAAAAUACAAGCUGUUUCUUUCCCCCUCUCCAAGCCUCCUCUUCCUUUUUUGUUAUGAUGGAUAAAUUCCCCCAUGCUGGCUGAGCUGGAGGGUGUUGUGCACACCAGCUUCAUGGUGGGGGAGAUUUCAGCAUGCGAGGCACAUGCUUUCCCCCGUCUUGGGCCUCGCUGCUUUAUCUCUCGCUGCAGCCUGUGUGCUGUUAGCUCCGCUCGGCUGCGCUGCUGUUGACCCCAAGCACCCACGUGUGAUAAUUGCAGCAGCAGCAGCUGUGGGGGCUCGUGGGGAAAGCAAAGCGUCUGAUUGCUGGUCCCAGUUUGAGGUGGCUGCAU
Molecule: messenger RNA, 4039 nt
Organism: Cuculus canorus (common cuckoo)
Lineage: Eukaryota; Metazoa; Chordata; Aves; Cuculiformes; Cuculidae
Gene: SLC41A3
Product: solute carrier family 41 member 3
Exons: 10
Coding region: 841-2202 (453 amino acids)
Biological process (GO): monoatomic cation transport
Cellular component (GO): plasma membrane
Molecular function (GO): monoatomic cation transmembrane transporter activity
Source: RefSeq, a predicted model, not a curated record